Molecule: messenger RNA, 562 nt
Organism: Archocentrus centrarchus (flier cichlid)
Lineage: Eukaryota; Metazoa; Chordata; Actinopteri; Cichliformes; Cichlidae
Gene: ndufb6
Product: NADH:ubiquinone oxidoreductase subunit B
Exons: 4
Coding region: 102-485 (127 amino acids)
Biological process (GO): mitochondrial electron transport, NADH to ubiquinone; mitochondrial ATP synthesis coupled electron transport
Cellular component (GO): respiratory chain complex I
Source: RefSeq, a predicted model, not a curated record
UUUCCGGCUCUUCUUCUUCGUUGGUGCACUUGCCUGCAGAGACAAGUGUCCUCCAUGGUGUCAUUGUAGGUGUUUUAAGGUUGAAUAACAGUAAAUAAGAGAUGUCUGGGUACACACCAGACGAAAAGCUCCGUUUCGAGCAGAUAACAAAGCUCCGGAGGCAGUGGCUGAAGGACCAGGAGCUCAGUCCGAGGGAGCCCGUGGUACAGGCUAAACCACCGGGCCCUGUCGCCAAGUUCUGGGCUGGCUUUCUGGAGCCCAAGAGCCUGUGGAGGGUCUACACCUACAAAGCAUACAGAGGUGGAGUUUUCACAUUAACACGGCUGUUGAUACCUGCUUGGAUUGUUCACUACUACGUGAAAUACCACAUUGCUCAAAGGCCAUAUGGCAUUGUGGAGUUGAAACCCAAGCUGUUGCCAGGUGACAAGAUCAUGGAGACGGGCGAAGUUGUUCCAGAGCUCCCUGAGACCCACGGCCAUCACUGAAGAUGAAAGAUUUCAGUUAUUUCCUUGAAUUUCUGUUGUAAAAAUUCUGUAUAUGCAAUUAAAAUAUUCAAAAGUUA